CUAAAUUUCAAAGUGCAGUACUAGAGAAGAAAAUAUGAAGCAUUCUCAAUAAUCACAUUAAAUAUAACACCUUCUAAUUUAGUGAUUACAAAUGAUAAAUAUCUAUAGAUAUAUGCAAAUUUUGUGAAAUUUAUCUGAGAACAAUGUUGGUAAUUGGAAUGAUUACAAAUUGAUAGGACUGUAAAGUAUGUGGCAAAAUGAAAAUUAUUUUUUAAUAAGUGAAUUUGUAAAUGUGUAAUUUCCAUUGGUCAACUCCGUUUAUCACAAACCGACAAAUUUAGAUAAACAUUUAACAAGAAAAAAAUGGGUAUCAACGUGUUACGUGUAUGUUUUUUAUCGUCGUCAGCUGAUAGUUCAACUUUUCGGACCGGACUAAUCGCCAGAUAACCGCUAUAAACUACAAAAAGCUAUUAUACAUAUUUACAAGGAUAAAUGGAACGUUACAAAUGCAAAAGUGAUUUGUUGAAAACCACGUAGAAGACAAAGUUAAUGUGUCAGUGAAAAUUCAAGUUAGAUUCAUUAUGAUUGUAGACUACAAGAGUAAUAAAAAUAAGUAUAUGUUUGGAAUUAUUUACACAUUUUUGUAUGUGGCUGUAUUUAUUUAUGAUGUGUUCACUUUCCCAUUAUAUUUUUUAUUACAAAACCCUAUCAAAAGAUUUUAUCUUUCCACUAUAGAAAGGGCAAAAAUUAUAGAUAAGGGAGAUAAAUAUCUUACUUAUAAAACAACAAAAAAGCCUUAUCCAACUCAUUAUGAGCUUGAUAGGGAGAAUAUCGAUACAAUGGCAAAAUUACUCGAAUAUGCCAGUAAGAAACAUAAUAAUAAACCCUGUUUGGGAACAAGAGUGACAUUAAGAGAAGAAGAUGAAAAACAACUCGAUGGUAGGGUUUUCAAAAAGUAUGAUUUAGGCAACUACAAAUGGUUAUCUUUCACAGAAGUCGAUUCCUUAGCAUCGCUUUUCGGAAAAGGUUUGAGAGAAUUGGGAGUAAAAUCUACAAAGAACGUCGCGAUCUUGGCCGAAACUCAAGCGAAAUGGAUGAUAGCCGUACACGGUGCAUUUAAACAAAACAUUCCUCUUGUAACAAUUUACGCUACAUUAGGAAUCGAUGGUAUUGCUCAUGCUAUUAACGAAACUGAAGUUCAAGUCGUAAUUACAAGUUUUGAUUUGAUGGCUAAAUUUAAGAAUAUCCUACCACUAACUCCAAAAGUGAAGACGAUUGUUUAUAUGGAGGAUCAGUUGAGGAAUUUGAAUAAAGAAGAUUGGACUGAGUAUUUGGCAAUUGGUUUGCAGAUUAUAUCUUUUAACUCAGUAACGGAGUUAGGAACUGCCAGUGAUGUUGAGACAAUUCAAGCUACACCUGAUGACAUAGCCAUAAUAAUGUACACAAGUGGUUCAACGGGAGUUCCUAAAGGCGUUCAGCUCACCCACAGAAACAUGAUUGCAUCUGUUAAAGCCUUCACCGACUCUACCAAAAUGUAUCCGAAUGAAGUGAUAAUGGGUUAUUUGCCACUUGCCCAUGUGUUUGAACUUUUAGUGGAGAGUGGUUGUAUUUUUAUGGGUUUAAAAAUUGGUUAUUCGAGUGCUCUUACUAUGAUAGAUGGUUCAAGUAAAAUUAAAAGAGGAAGUAAAGGAGAUGCAUCAAUUUUGCAACCAACAUUUAUGACCAGUGUACCAUUAAUAUUAGAUCGGAUAGCUAAAGCAAUUCGAGAAAAAGUCCGCCAGGGUAGUAUGGUACAAAAAGUAUUUUUUAAUUUUGGAUAUAACUAUAAGAUCAAAUGGACAAAACGAGGUUUUUCAACGCCUAUAACAGACAGAAUAAUUUUUAAGGCUACGAGAAACAUAAUUGGAGGUAAAUUGAGGUUAAUAGCUGCAGGAGGAGCUCCUUUAACACCAGAAACUCACGAAUUAAUAAAAACUUGUUUAUGUGUAGAUUUGAUCCAAGGAUAUGGAUUGACCGAAACCACAGCUUGUGGAACCAACCAAGAUAAUUAUGAUAUAAGAUAUGGUCGUGUGGGUCCUCCCAUGACAACAGCUCUUGUACGGUUAACUAAUUGGGAUGAAGGUGGUUAUUACGUAACCGAUAAACCAAAUCCGAGAGGAGAGAUUUUAUUAGGUGGAGAUAUUGUGAGUAAGGGUUACUACAAAAAUUUUGAAAAAACCAAUGAAGAUUUCUUUGAAGAAAAUGGUGUUAGAUGGUUUAGAACUGGAGAUAUUGGGGAAUUCGAUUCAGACGGAUCUUUAAGAAUUAUAGAUCGGAAUAAAGACUUAGUCAAAUUACAAUCUGGAGAGUAUUUAUCAUUAGGAAAAAUCGAAUCGCAAUUAACAACUUGUUCUAUUAUCGAUUGUGUUUGCAUUAUUGCAGAACCAACAAAAUCAUUUUGCGUAGCUUUAGUAGUAGCUAAUCAAGAAAGAUUAUUAAAUUUAGCUGCCAGCAAAUUUAAUUUAAAUAAGACGUUCGAGGAACUUUGCGACGAUCAGAAUAUAACUAAAGAUAUUUUAGUCCAAAUUAAAAAACAUGCUAAACAUGUGAUGCUAGAAAAAUUCGAAAUACCAGAAAGGAUCACAUUAGUAAAAGAAGUUUGGACACCAGAUAGUGGAUUAGUGACAGCCACUUUGAAAUUAAAGAGAAAAGCCAUUGAACAAUAUUACAGUGAGGCAAUCAAAAAAAUGUAUGCUUAGAGUGAAUUUAUAUAUUUUUUCAAAUUAAAAUAAAAAGAUGUAGAAACUA
Molecule: messenger RNA, 2727 nt
Organism: Diorhabda carinulata
Lineage: Eukaryota; Metazoa; Arthropoda; Insecta; Coleoptera; Chrysomelidae
Product: long-chain-fatty-acid--CoA ligase 4-like
Exons: 11
Coding region: 522-2678 (718 amino acids)
Biological process (GO): neuron differentiation; long-chain fatty acid metabolic process; long-chain fatty-acyl-CoA metabolic process
Cellular component (GO): endoplasmic reticulum; lipid droplet; plasma membrane
Molecular function (GO): palmitoyl-CoA ligase activity
Source: RefSeq, a predicted model, not a curated record